Symbiodinium sp. CCMP2592 is the source of this 2157-nucleotide messenger RNA. Lineage: Eukaryota; Dinophyceae; Suessiales; Symbiodiniaceae. The record is from the annotation of a GenBank genome assembly.
AUGAACACCAAGUCCUUGACCAAUACGCCCAUCAUGGAAGUCCGCAACCUUGCGGUCUCCUUCGACAACGGCUCAGGACCACGCAUCCAAGCCGUCGACGGCGUCAACAUGACCGUCUACCCACGCCAAACCCUCGCGGUGGUAGGGGAGUCGGGGUGUGGCAAGUCCGUGACCUCGAUGAGCUCCAUGCAACUCGUCCCGCGCCCUCCAGGACGCUUCGACCGCGGCGAGAUCAUCUACCGCAUGGAGAACGGCGAGAAGGUAAACCUCCUCACCCUCACCGAGCAACAGAUGCGAUCCGUGCGAGGCAACGAGAUCGCGAUGAUCUUCCAAGAACCGAUGACCUCGCUCAAUCCCGUCUACACCGUCGGCGAUCAGAUCAUCGAAGCGAUCACGCUCCACCAAGACGUCACCGCGAAAGAAGCAUGGAAGAUCGCCGUCAAAGCGAUGGACGACGUCGGGAUCCCCGAUCCCGAAGGACGCAUGAAAGCGUACCCACACCAGUUCUCAGGUGGUAUGCGCCAGCGCGUCAUGAUCGCGAUGGCCCUCGCGUGCCAGCCGCGUCUGCUCCUCGCCGACGAGCCAACCACCGCGCUCGAUGUAACCAUCCAGGCGCAGAUCCUCGAACUGAUCCAAGAACUCAAAGAAACCCGCGACAUGGCGGUCAUCUUGAUCACCCACGACCUCGGCGUGGUCGCGGAAAACUCCGAUGUUGUCUGCGUCAUGUACGCCGGACGCGUGGUCGAGUACGCGAAUGUUUAUGACCUCUUCGACGACCCACGACACCCUUACACCCGUGGACUCCUUGCAUCGAUUCCCAAGAUCGGAACUGAACACGAUCGGCUCGUAACGAUCGAUGAAAUCGUCAACAACCCUGAAGAGUUCAAGAAGCUUCCAGGUGCCGACAAAGGGGUCACGCCAUGGUGGCCGUGGAACGAACCGCCCGCGGAUCUCAAGAAACUCAAUGAACCGGCAGGGGAUUACUGCCUCAAGCAAAUCGCCGACAACCACUGGGUCGGUGUCUGGCGCACUGAAGCCGUCGCCAACGAUGUUUCGAUAUCAAUGCGAGCCUUGCUCAUCGUCGACAGACUCUUUGCCCAACACGAACGCGCGAUGCUACAGCGCACAGCGAUCGGGCUCCUCGACGAAGGGAUCGAAACCACGAUGGUCGUCCCAGACCUCGGGACAUUUGAAACCACAGGCGUCGGCGCAUUAAUCCCGCAAGUGAAGUACAAAGACCGUGGUCUCUCAUUCACACUCAAAAUCAGAGCCGCCAGCAUCAUCCGUGAUCUCUCCGACGACCGCACCGAUACCCAAUGGGACAUCGUCCACGGCUUCGGUGGCAACUGCUGGGCGCUCGCCAAUGAGCUCGCCAAAUCACUAGAUGCCGCAAUGGUUCUCGAGCUCUGGAGAGCCGGGCUCAUCCCUCGCGCAACACAACUCUACAAACAAGCUUCUGUAGAGUGCAUGUUUACCGCGCCAGACAAGUCCAUCGAGCGUGCUGUGCAUCAGAUAAAUCCAAGGCUCCCAGUGCAGGUCGCUCCUUGGGGAUCACCAGCACCGACAACUCCAAGAGAGAUCCUCCAGCGAGAUCGAGGUAUUUCAAUCGUCAUGCAGUCCUCAGGACGCAACCGCGAAGAGUGUGCCGCUGCGUUCGAAGGAGUACUCGAUGCAAUACGAAAUCAAGACAACAUCCAUUUCUUUGUCAAUCUCCAUGCCGCCCAGCGAUCCGGACUCUGGUCCAAAGCAAAGAAAGCCGGCGCUUUGGGUCAACUCACCCUCGUCGAUCAGAUCGAAGAGCAGCGUGAUCUGGUGCUCAAUGCUGAUUAUCUAAUCUACCCCGACACGGUUCAUGAACACCGCUCCCUCCUUUUCGAAGCAAUGGGCAGCGCCAUGUGCGUGCUUGCUUCCACCGCUGAGCAAAGUUCUUGCUUGAUUAACGACAAGACCGCUCAGAUAGUCAAGCAGCCCUCAAGAGCAGGAUGGUCCGAAUCCCUGCGUAGUCUCCUCUCAGAUCAAGAGCGAUCAAGAGAACUCGGACACAACGCGUGGAAGCACAUCCGCGAGCAACGCAAAGUGUCCACUCACAUCGGCGCCUUGAUCGACAUUUACUCUCAACUGAUCCCGCUUGAGACCGGCACACGCGCCGUCCGGUAA